AAAUUAAUAUUCCCUGCUCUUCUCCUUCUGUUCUCAUUUGCACUCUCCUUGUACCCACAUUCAAGCCAGUGAUGGAAACCCAUCUCCCUCUCUGUGAUGAGCAGAAAUUCACAAACAAUCACUACAGCGUCGAUACUUCUCGCCCUUUCCGUUCAGUCAAGGAGGCCAUCUCAAUCUUCGGCGAGAGGCUUUUAGGCAGUGACAUCUACUCUCAAAAGCCUUGCACCAGUCCCAAACGACAAGCAAUAAUACAAACCUCAUUUCAGCAGAUGUCCCCAACUACUCCACAGCCAUUCUCCAACCACAAGCUUAUUGCUAAAGCUGAUGAGCUUUCUUUGGGAGACUUAUUGAAGAAACUAGAAGCCGAGCUAGAGGACACAAAGCGGGAACUGAAGCUACUAAAGGAAAAGGAAUCAGAGACAGAGAUAGCGCUGGCUUCCCUAAAUGCACAACUUCACAAGAACAUGUCUAAGAUGGCUGAGGCCGAGGCAGCAGCAGCAGCUGCAGCGAAAGCUGUACCAAGAAGAGUUGUAGUUGUUGAGGGAGGUUAUCCACAGGAUGGAAAAGCUAAGGAGGAGAUAACAAAGGACUCAAAGGUGAGGAAGGAGAACUCGCAGUCUCUAGCUCAGAUACUGAGUCUUGGAGACAAAGAAGGUUACUUUGUAAACAGCAAGGAGCAAAGAAAGCUGAUGAAGAAGAAGCCCAUAAUUCCUCUUGUGGGAGAUUUUUUUUCCUCAAGGAAGAAACGCUCCUCCACCACCCUUCACAGCUUCCUCUGUAUAUCUCCCAAAGCAUAUAGUUAGAAAAAGAGAUUAAUGUGUCAACAUUGAUCCAUAAAUGCUUUAAGCUUUCUGAAUAUCCAGUGGUGAUGUUUUAUGAUGAUGGUAUGUGUGAAAUUGUUCUAUUGUGUACUCAGAAAGGUGGUCUCUUGUACUCUUUACAUCA
This is a messenger RNA of Nelumbo nucifera (sacred lotus), 945 nucleotides long. RefSeq lists its product as uncharacterized. The record is from RefSeq and is a predicted model, not a curated record. NCBI's taxonomy places the organism in Eukaryota, Viridiplantae, Streptophyta, Magnoliopsida, Proteales, Nelumbonaceae.